AUGAAGAUCGCUUUUAUAUUUGUAAUUCAAGUAUAUCUCUUGAUUCUCGUUCAAUGUGUAGGGAAUCAGCUUCACUUUCAUCCUUAUGUGAAAUUCUUAAAGAUUCACAAUUCUAAAAAGAGUUAUGUUAGUCAGGAUUUGAAAGUCGAGGACCUUAUUGUUUAUAAAGGGUCACAACAUGGUAAGAAGGAGGCUGACAAGAUUUUAAGGUUGCCAGGACAACCAAAAGGACCAAAAUUUAAUCAGUAUUCAGGAUAUGUAACAGUUGAUCCAAAACAUGGUAGAGCUCUAUUCUACUAUUUUGUCGAGUCCACUCACGCAUCCUCUAGAAAACCACUCGUGUUAUGGCUUAACGGAGGGCCUGGGUGUUCUUCAGUGGGAGGAGGGCUAAUGAUGGAGCUUGGACCAUUUAGAGUCAACAAAGAUGGUAAAACUUUAUCCAACAACAUAUAUGCUUGGAAUAAAGUGGCUAACAUACUUUUUUUGGAAUCACCGGCCGGAGUUGGGUUUUCAUACUCCAACAAGACCUCCGAUUAUAAAAUCACCGGAGAUAAAAUAACUGCAAAAGAUUCAUACACAUUUCUGAUCAAUUGGCUAGAAAGGUUCCCCGAAUACAAAACCAGAGAUUUCUACCUCACCGGAGAAAGUUACGCCGGUCAUUACAUACCUCAACUUGCCGAUUUCAUCAUUAAAAGCAACAAGAAAGCUAAUCGUACUGUUAUCAACCUCAAAGGAAUUGUGAUUGGAAAUUCAUACAUGGAUGACGAAACUCAACAAACGGGAACACAUGAUUUUUUUUGGUCGCGUUCUAUUACUUCUGACGAAAUCCAUCAAGGAAUAGUCACGAAUUGUGAUUUUUCGUGGAAUGCUACUUUAUCUAAAGUUUGUAAAAACUACAUUAAUCAAGAGUAUGACCUUGUUGGAAACAUUUAUCCGUACGAUAUCUAUGCUCCCUUGUGUUUAAAUAGAACUUCUUCAGAGAAAUCAGGAUUUGAUCCGUGCUCUCUAGAAUAUAUCGAAAGUUACUUAAACUUGCCCGAAGUUCAAAAAUCACUUCAUGCAAACCUCACGGGGCUUCCCGGAAGGUGGCAAGAUUGCAACGACGAAUUAUUUGACAAUUGGAAAGACCAACCAUUUACUGUUUUGCCAACCAUUCGAAGGCUCAUGGCUAGCGGCAUUCGUGUUUGGCUUUACAGUGGAGAUAUUGAUAGUUCUGUGCCAGUGACAACAACAAUGUACGCAAUAAAGAAACUUAAUACAACAGUGAAGACACCAUGGCGACCAUGGUAUUUGAAAGGAGAGGUUGGUGGAUACGUGGUUGGAUAUGAAAACUUGACAUUUGUGACAGUUAGAGGAGCCGGACACUUUGUGCCAAGUUACCAACCUGCUCGAGCAAUCGCACUUUUCUCAUCCUUUUUGCAUGGAAAGUUACCGGGUUCCAAGUAAUCAUGCUUGUAGUUUUGCAUCAGUGUCUUGAAUUCGAUGGGUUUUUCUUUGUUGAU
Lactuca saligna is the source of this 1502-nucleotide messenger RNA. The record is from the annotation of a GenBank genome assembly. NCBI's taxonomy places the organism in Eukaryota, Viridiplantae, Streptophyta, Magnoliopsida, Asterales, Asteraceae.